AUGAGCAUCAAUACCAACGGAUCGGUCAAACAACCGGGAUCGCUUGCGGCAGCAGGAGGCUUGAUCCGUGAUUGGACAGGACGCUGCGUGGACGCUUUCGUGGAGAAUCUGGGAAUUUGCACGAUCACCAGGGCCGAGAUCAAGGCGGCAAUUCGUGGCCUGCAGGUGGCUUGGAGGAAAGGCUAUCGCAAAGUUCACAUUCAAUUGGAUUCUACCACUGCUGUCAAUAUCCUCUCCUCCCAAAAUCAGACCGAGCACAGGUACUUCAACUGGUCCAACAAUUCAAGGGACUAG
This is a messenger RNA of Linum tenue, 294 nucleotides long. Lineage: Eukaryota; Viridiplantae; Streptophyta; Magnoliopsida; Malpighiales; Linaceae. The record is from the annotation of a GenBank genome assembly.